AUGGCUACCAUGAACAAUGCGGCUGAAGUAGUGCAUGAAGCUGCGGUAACAGCGGCUAGGGCUGUUGAACAUGAAUUCUACAAGAAAUAUUUCCCGAGGGUAGUGUGUGAUGCUAAGGAAAUAGAGCUUAUGCAGCUGAGGCAAGGGGAUAUGACUGUUGCUGAGUAUGCUCGUAAUUUCGAUGACUUAUGUCGUUUCUCUAAGCUCUGUCAAGGGAAUCCUACUGACUUUGAAGAAUGGAAGUGCUUGAAGUUUGAAGGAGGCCUUCAUGAUGAUCUGAUGAGUUCAAUAGUUCCGAUGGAGAUACGUAAUUUUGCCGAAUUAGUCAACAAGAGCAAGUUAGUGGAAGAAUGUAUUAAGAAAGUGAUUGUGGCCAAGGUGAGUCACCAAGGAUUUACACCAAGGCAUCUUAGCAAUCAUCAGGCAGCUGGGAGAAGGGUGCAUUUUAAAGCACGUGGCAUACGACAGCAUAAGAACCUACAAGUUGGUAACAUUAUUGCUCGCCGUACGGGUAAGAAUGGAGGUAAAGUAAGGCAAGGCAAUGGUAAAUGA
Molecule: messenger RNA, 552 nt
Organism: Arachis ipaensis
Lineage: Eukaryota; Viridiplantae; Streptophyta; Magnoliopsida; Fabales; Fabaceae
Source: RefSeq, a predicted model, not a curated record